Molecule: messenger RNA, 4010 nt
Organism: Periophthalmus magnuspinnatus
Lineage: Eukaryota; Metazoa; Chordata; Actinopteri; Gobiiformes; Gobiidae
Gene: prmt9
Product: protein arginine methyltransferase 9
Exons: 13
Coding region: 225-2735 (836 amino acids)
Biological process (GO): peptidyl-arginine methylation
Molecular function (GO): protein binding; protein-arginine omega-N monomethyltransferase activity
Source: RefSeq, a predicted model, not a curated record
GUGUGUAACGCGUUCCUCCCUGAACGCUGAAGAAUGUACGAACAUUUGAUCAGAAGAGCACUACACAAUGCAUAAUUUCACUAGCUAGUAUGUUAUAUUCUGAUAUGAUUUGUCUACGGAGAGAUUAGGGUGUGAUUCAGAUCGAUGGAAAACUAUGCUAAUUUUGCUAAUGCUAUCUAUCAGCUUUUUGUGAUCAUUUUGGGACAGUAGCAGAAGAAUCCACAAUGCCCAAUGCAAGUACCAAGCCCAAACAUGGCCGCAGAACAAGAAGACGACACAGAGAAGACCCAGCCAGAAACGAGCUCGUGUCCAGUUCUUUGGAGAGUGCCCAACAGUGCCUCUUCAACCAGGACUAUGGCACUGCAUUUGUGCACUACCUCCUCGCUCUCAACCUGGCACCUGUGUUUAAAGACUUUGCCAGAGACUCCUUCAGAUUUACUCUUUUUAAAUGGGCAGAGGAGCUGGACUCUCUUGGACGUAUCCAGGAUCUUUUUAGUUGCUACGAGCAGGCGCUGGAGCUCUUCCCUGACGAUGAGGUCAUCCUGAACAGCAUGGGGGAACAUCUGUUUAGGAUGGGGUUUCGAGAUGAAGCAGCCGGUCACUUCCACAAAGCCUUGAAGAUGAGACCCGACUACCCAGAGGCGCGGGAGAACUUUUACAGAGUGGCAAACUGGCUGGUGGAGCGCUGGCACUUCCUCAUGCUGAACGACCGUGGGAGGAAUCAAAAGUACCAAAAGGCCAUUCACAGGGCCGUCCAGAGCGGCUGCAGCACUGUACUUGACAUAGGUACUGGUACUGGAAUCCUUGGCAUGUGCGCUAAGAAGGCGGGAGCAGCACACGUGUACGCCUGUGAACUGUCUAAGACCAUGUAUGAGCUGGCCUGUGAGGUGGUGAGCGCCAAUGGACUGGGAGGGAAAAUCAACAUCAUCCACAUGAAGUCUUUAGAGAUGGAAGUGCCACGCGACAUUCCAGAAAGAGUGUCCUUGGUUGUGACAGAGACGGUGGAUGCGGGCUUGUUUGGGGAGGGCAUUAUAGAGAGUCUCAUUCAUGCUUGGCACAACUUGCUCUUACCACGACAGACUGAUGAACUGGAGAUUAGUGAGCCGUCCGCGACAGGCCGAGUGAUCCCAGCUGGAGCCACUGUGUUUGCCAUGGCUUUAGAGUGUCCCGAGAUCCGCCGCCAUCACAGGUUGUGUGUGUCGUCUGUUGGCGGCCUGUCCCUCGCUGCCUGUGGUGAUCUGCGGAGCCCGGUGAGCUGUAGCUCAGUGCCAGAUGACUCCAUGGAGCCGUACACCACUGAGAGACUGAGCCGCCUGCCUGGAGGAUACACGGCCCUGACACAGCCAUUCACUGCUCUCAAUAUAGACUUCAACAAUGUACAGGAGCUGGAGGGUCUAACCUCCAGACCAGUGCAGAGGGUGUGGCUGCCUGUCACUCAGGAGGGGGGGCUGGAUGCUCUGGCCAUUUGGUUUCAGCUGCACCUGGACCAGGACAACAGCCUGUCCACUGGGCCUGAGGAGGACACGUGCUGGGAGCAGGCCAUCUACCCUGUCCACACCACCAAGGAUUUUGCCCUUAAACUUGAAGACAAACUGCUGGUGGAAGUGUCCUGUCGAGAUGCCUAUUUGAGACUGUGCAGUGUUGCCGUGCUCAGAGACGGACAAGAAAUCCGCCUGGACAAACCCGCCCCAGACCUCACGGACCCCGGACCAAACCAGAACCCAGAGGCCCAACUAUGCAGCGCGUUAGCAAGCCUCCAAACCGACCACGACAAAGACUUCUGCGUGCUAGAAUGUGCCGAAAUGGCCCUUUUAAACAAUGAGGAAUACCAUAGAAGCUUUCAAAAUGCAGUAACAAAACUAUUCUCCCAAUUAAAGUUAGCGAAUCAAAAUAAACGACAAGGUUCUAGCGAACUUUUUUACGUCCUGGAUGUUUCUGAAGGCUUCUCCCUGCUUUCUCUCAUCGCUGCCAGUCAGGGUCAUGUGAAAGCUUACAGUUCGGUGGAGAAGAACAAGCAACAGGAAGUGCUCAAGAGGCUGGCCCGCUCCAAUAAUAUCCCAGAAGAGAGUCUGGAGUUCUGGCUCAAUGGCACAGAGGACGACCAGGGGGUGCUCCAGAGACCCUCCACGGAGAAGCUCUGGAGCGCCAUCAUGCUGGACUGUGUGGAGACGUGCGGGCUGGUCAGGCAGAAACUCAUGGACAAGGCCUCAUUAGCAAGGUGUUUGCUGGAGGAAGGAGGUAGAAUAUUCCCAGAGAGGAUUGUAGUUCAUGGGAUGCUGGUGGAGUCAGACAUGCUGCUCCUGGAGAGUGCCGUCCAGGGACAAGAGCCCACGCUGGGAUUCAACAUCGCUCCUUUUAUCAACCAGUUCACAGUGCCAGUGCAUGUGUUCCUGGACUUCUCCACGUUGGAGUGCAAACAUCUGAGUGAGUCUGUGGAGCUGUUUGUUCUAGACCUGAUGGACACCAGCGCAAACUACACCACCAGACAAGUCAAGGUCAGAGCCACACAUACUGGUAGAGUGACAGCCAUUCCCUUCUGGUACCACAUCUUCUUGUAUGAGGACAUCUGUGUGAGCACCCUGAGCCAGCACUCCCACUGGAAACAGGCCGCUGUGGUGCUGCAGGAGCCACUGGAGGUCAGGGCCGGAGACUGGAUCUGCCUCACGGUCAACCUGCACAAGAGCACCAUCACCAUCUCUGCUCAGACAGACAGCCAGCCCCACCCAAUGGACUAGAGUAGACGGGUUUAUGAUGAAUUAUGGCACCUCAGAAUCCAUAAAGUGGUGGAAGACUGUAGCUUUGGUCUCUGCUGUCUCAUCUGUACUAAUUGCAAGUGGUAACAAGCUAUGCAUAAAAAAAUCCCAUUUCAAAUCCUGCCUAGAUUUGAAAAUUUUAUAGGUGUAAAGCUGCUGUUACGAGAUAUGGGCUGACAGUAAACUGAGCCCCGACAAGUCCCAUUUUUUCAAAGGUGAAGCCAAUGUCGUUAAAGGGGGGAUUACACUUCUACAGAGUGUUAACUGCAAAGUGAAAAUGCUUUAUUCUGCAAAAAAAACAAAUUGAAAUGUGUAAUUGGUUUCAGUUUUGUUUUUGCUAUUCUGAGUCCCCCUCGCUCUUUGUCCCCACACGCUAAGUCACUCCCCCUUCAGAGCAAUAUCACAUUACAAUCAGCGUGCAUCCCACUAAUGAAACUACUGCACAUUGCAUCAGGAUUGUGAAGCUGUGUGUUGUUUUGUUUCAUAUUUUUGUAUAUUUAUGGAAAAAGCAUGGGUAACUUCGGCCUGUGAGUGGAGCUUUGGAUGGAAUAGUACAGCUAAUCUUAAGGAGGGUUUGAAUAGGGGCUGGGAGAGAUCGCUAAAUUACUCAAACAUGUAUGAAUGAGAUAUUAAAACUCUUCUGGCAUGUUUUUGAUGAGGGAACAAUUUUAUAACAUGGUAGAAAGCUAAAAAAGUUGUUUUUAGAGUCAUGUCAUAUUUAGAGGGGAAAAUCAGGCGGAAUGCAUAGAAAUUAACUUUAAGUCUAAUUUUUGGAGCAUACACUGACAUUAAUUCUUCCCAUAAUGAUAUAUUUGUCUUAUUGGGGUUACAGCUUUCUCUUUUAUUUCUCUUGAUAGUGUCCUUAUAUCAGUCGGACAUGUUUUUUUUGCCCAAUAAUGACCCAUUGACCCACUUCAAAAUUGUGGACAUAACCUAUUAAUUUACCUUACUGCAAGUACACACAUUCUGUCAUGUUCAUUUGGGAAAAAAAAGUGCAAAUUACUGGUACAUAUUACUUGGUGCUAUAAAUUUCAAUCUUUUUUUUUUAUCAAAUUAAAUAUUCUUUUAGCAUGGCUCAGAGAUUUCAGAUUGUAACACAGGCAGUUAUUCGUAAAACUCCACAGUUGCUACGUCAUUACCAUAGACUGUAAAGAAGUAGUCUAUAUACAUAUACAGUCUGUGGCCAAUACCAAUGCAUUUACAAAAUAUAGUGCUGCCAGACGUUCAAAUCACAACACUCCUGAUAUCUGUGUAAAU